Messenger RNA from Iphiclides podalirius (scarce swallowtail), 555 nucleotides. The record is from the annotation of a GenBank genome assembly. Lineage: Eukaryota; Metazoa; Arthropoda; Insecta; Lepidoptera; Papilionidae.
AUGUAUUACGAUCGUUUGCCUAAAGCUGCCGGACUGUACUACUUGGCAGAAAUAGUAGAGGAAUACUCUGUGAUGGCAAAAUACGUUAUCACUUGGAUGGUUGUUAUCACAGCUGGCAUCCACAUCGGGUUUAUAUUGUUUGAAGAUCUGCCUCUUUACCUCAAUGGGCUCGGUCUCACUCAACAGUUGCUGCAUUGUGCGUUGCUGCGAAACUUCCCAUCUGUGAGGGUGACAAGUUUCCCCUUUAUUGCGGCUCUAGUUAACCUUGUCGCUCAUCACUAUAUGGCAUUUGCGUACUUCGGAAGUGUGUAUUACACUUUUAUGGAGGUCUUGGCCUACUUCACCCUGUGUCUUUGGGUGGUGCCUUUCGCACUUUUCGUCUCGCUUUCCGCCAACGACUAUGUGCUGCCUACUACUGGAGAGAGGCAGCCCCUUCUCGGUGACAACAACGUCGUGACAGACUACCUGUCGCGGAAGGCGAAGCGCUACAGCCUGCUGACGUUCUUCAGCUACGCGAAGGACUCCAUACUGCCUCAGCGGAGCAAGAAGGUGUUC